Messenger RNA from Panonychus citri (citrus red mite), 2496 nucleotides. Its product is annotated as pre-mRNA-splicing factor CWC22 homolog. Gene Ontology annotation, molecular function: protein binding; RNA binding. Gene Ontology annotation, cellular component: catalytic step 2 spliceosome. Lineage: Eukaryota; Metazoa; Arthropoda; Arachnida; Trombidiformes; Tetranychidae. The record is from RefSeq and is a predicted model, not a curated record. The coding region runs from base 115 to 2331 and encodes 738 amino acids. The transcript has a single exon. Gene Ontology annotation, biological process: mRNA splicing, via spliceosome.
CAAAAUCAUUUGUUUACAUCCAAAAGUCUAAUUGUUUUUUUAUUUCUUCUUGUUUUUGUUUUGAUUAAUUUGGUCGUUUUCAUUAAAUUUUGUUCUUUAAAUUGUUUAAUUAUCAUGGAUAAAAGUAUGGGUGGUGUAUAUUUGCCUCCUGCUAAGCUGAAAAUGCUCCAGGAUGCAAUCAGUGAUAAAUCAAGUAAAGAGUUUCAACGAUUAUCAUGGGAAGCGCUGAAAAAGUCCAUCAAUGGUUUGGUUAAUAAAACCAAUACCAGUAAUUUACCUGUGAUUGUGAGGGAAUUGUUGAAGGAAAAUUUAAUCAGAGGACAAGGUGUUUUGUCCCAAUCAAUAAUUACUGCUCAAUCUUUUGGUCCAAUCUUCUCUAAUGUUUAUGCUGCUUUGGUCGCUGUUAUCAACACCAAGUUACCUCAAAUUGGUAAAUUGAUUGUCACACGAGUUCUAAAUAAUUUUUGUAAAAGUUAUCUUCGAAAUGAGAAAAAAUUAUGUAUAAACUCAGUCCGUUUCAUUGCUCAUCUUAUUAAUCAACAAGUGGUUAGUGAUUUAUUGGCGCUGGAAAUUUUAUUCAUGCUUCUAGAAAAUGCUACAAAUGACAGUGUUGAAGUGGCUGUUGGCUUCCUCAAGGAAUGUGGAGCAAAAUUACAAUCAACUUCUCCCAAAGGAUUAAUUAUUAUUUUCGAUAUGUUAAGGAACAAUCUAAAUGAAGGUAAUCUCGAUACUCGCGUUCAAUAUGCAGUUGAAGUGCUGAUUGCCAUCCGAAAAGAUGGAUUCAAAGAUUAUCCAAUCAUCAUCCCGGAAUUGGACCUGUUGGAAGAAGGAGAUAAAAUUACUCAUCAAUUUGAAUUAGAUGGUCAAUACGAAACGAAAGAUGAACUUAACGUGUUCCACUUUGAUCCUGAAUAUUUAGAGAAUGAAGAGAAAUAUAAAAUUUUGAAAAAAGAAGUUCUCGAUGACAGUGAAUCUGAAGAUGACGAUGGUGAUGGUGAUGAAGAUGAAGAUGAGGACGAAGAGGAAGAUGAUUCAGAUGAAGAAAAAUCAACAAAAAUAACUGAUGAAACUGCCACCGAUCUUGUUGCUCUUCGGAGAAAGUUAUAUCUUACCCUUCAAUCAUCUUUACAACCCGAAGAAGCGGCUCAUAAACUAAUGAAACUUGGAUUGGAAGGUAAAGAUCGGACUGAAAUGUGCUUCACGAUCAUCGAUUGUUGUGCCCAACAGCGUACUUACAUUCGUUUUUAUGGAUUGAUCGCCCAGAAUUUCUGUUCGAUUGCUCACGAAUACGUGAACAUAUUUUCCACCGUGUUCGUGGAUUGUUUUUCUAAAAUUCAUCGUUUUCUGGACUCAAUCAAAUUACGAAAUGUUGCUGGAUUUUUCAGCCACUUGUUGAUAACCGAUUCCAUUCCAUGGACAGUUUUAUCUUGCAUAAAGAUAAACGAAGAUGAUACUACAUCUGCUAGUCGGGUGUUCAUCAAAUAUUUAUUUCAAGAAAUUUCUGAUUUUCUCGGAGUGGAAAAAGUCAAAGGGAGAAUUCGAGAUCCAACUCUACAAGAAGCUUUCGCUGGUAUUUUCCCUCGUGAUAAUCCAAGAGACACUCGAUUCUCGAUAAUGUUCUUCCAAAACAUUGGUCUUCAUCCAUUGGUCGAAGAUUUAGUUGACUUUCUUAAAUCUAAACCAGCUCCGGAUCCAAUUGAAGCCAUCAAAGAGGAACCAGUCGAUGAGAAACCAACUACGGAUAAAAAGAGUAGCAAAAGAAAACAUAAAGAUUCAAGUUCUGAUUCAAGUUCAGACUCUUCUUCAGAUUCAGAAGAUUCGUCCUCAUCAUCUUCUUCCGACUCUGAUUCUGAUUCUGACUCCGAUUCGGACUCUGAUUCUGACUCUACAGAUUCAUCAUCCUCAUCAUCCUCAUCAUCAUCUUCUACAGCUUCAUCAUCUCACAAAAAGAAAAGCAAAAGUCAUUCUGGUUCCAAAGAUCGAUCGAGAUCUAAAGAGAUGCAUCAAGUCUCAAGCUCUAAAAAACAUCGGUCACAUAAAAGAUCAGAAAAAGAAACCAAUGGAUCGACUCGAGAUGAAAGAUUUAAAGCUGAUAAAAACGAAAAACACGAAAAAAGUAGCCAUGAUCAACGAUCAUCACUCAAACGAGAACAUUAUCGAGAGAGAACAAGCAAAAGGUACAAAAAAUCUUCCAGAGAUGAUGAAAAAAGAGAUAACAAUAACCGAAAAUAUCGCGAAAUGAAAGAUGAGAAAUAUCGACAUGAUACCAACAGAUACAGAAAAGAUGACCAAGAAAAAGAUGAUUCCAAGAGCCGUCGUCAAGAUCGUUGAAUAAUCAUCGGUUGUUAACUGCGAAUGGACAAAAUAAGAUUCAAGUGAACAUCAACCUUGAUUAUUAAAUGGUCGCUGUUUUAUUUAAAUAUUAAUGUAAAUUGAAUUUCCACCAAAAUAUAUCUAAUCAACUUUUCCAAUUACAAUUGUAUUUAUAAAACUUAA